This is a messenger RNA of Dufourea novaeangliae, 1512 nucleotides long. RefSeq lists its product as uncharacterized. The record is from RefSeq and is a predicted model, not a curated record. The transcript is spliced from 3 exons. Lineage: Eukaryota; Metazoa; Arthropoda; Insecta; Hymenoptera; Halictidae. The coding region runs from base 1 to 1512 and encodes 503 amino acids.
AUGUCGGUCCCGGGCACCAGGAGACUAUGCAGAGUGGGCCUAGCCGCGGUGUUGGUCACAGCGUUGUGCGUGUUGACUCUGUUGGAUUCGCCGCCACGACUCCCGGAUCCACCGGCGGAUCCUCCUCCCACGCCUGGUGGCGAACCACCGGGCACGAGAAGCAUCGUGGCUUACUCCUGGGCGCGGAGAUUGGCACUCGAUUACAGACCCUCCAAGGAGUGCGACGGUAAUGGAACGUACGGGACGACAUUAAAUACGUUCAAGUUAGCCGGGGCGAAGUGGCUCGAGACAAUCCCCGGACAGCUAUUCCUGUACAGCGCCCACUUGGACCUAAGAGUGGCCGGUUAUCCGAGCCUGAGGGUGAUUGGCGUUAAACGUGGACCACUGCCGACCUCUGGCCUUUUCUGCACCGUUUGGUACCAGGAGGAGGACCGAGGCAGAGCAGUCAGCGUGGAGGCGUUGGUCUCGACGAUAUGGUUGGACGAGUGGGGCGAGACGUUGGACAGCUACGCGGGCGUUCUGGUCGGCUGUCAAUUGUCCCCGGACGCGGCGAUCGAGCCUUCCAGAGUGUACGUCGGGCUUGAACCCUGCCACACGAAUGCUAGUCAUAGUUUAGCGAUAAGCCCGAGGAACGAGGGCGUGGAACGACGUAGACAGUUCACCCUGUGCAUCAAAGGGCUCGACUUCGACGAGGACAUAUCCUCCAGGCUGGUCGCGUUCGUCGAGCUGCAUCGUAUCUUGGGCGCGGAGCUGUUCUACUUUUACGUGUUCGACGUGCACGUGAACGUGCUGAAGGUGCUCAGGCUGUACGAACAGUCGAACGUGAUCAGAUGGUACAAUCUGACGUUGCCCGGCGAUCUACCGAACGAGAAGCUAGCCAGAAGACAGUUGCUCGGCGAGGACAUCUGGAUCAAGAGACGUCUCGAACUGAUACCCUACAAUCAUUGCUUCUACGACAAUCUUCAUCGUUCGGAGUUCGUGGUGCCGAUCGACAUCGACGAGGCGAUCGUCCCUGUCACCAGACGGAACUGGUACGAGCUGUUGCUCGACGAGAGGAUCAAGCUCGGCAGAAGCUUCAAAGAUUUCGCCUCGUACGCCGUCCGGAACGUCUACUUCUUCCCCGAGCUGCAGACCAGGAAUCGAACCGACCCUGUCGUGUUCGACGACGAUGAUUCGUCCAGCUUCCUAGGUGACUUCGAUUACCUGAACACCGCCAGGACCGCCGCCGUUUCGCCGGAAGGCGACUCGGUGAAGAGCUUCGUCUCGACCAGACGCGCGUUGACCGUGCACAAUCAUUACGCGCUGACGACACUGAACCCAUCAACCAGACGAGCGCAUCACUUCGAUCCCGACGACGCGCUGAAACAUCAUCACAGAGCCUGCGACGACAAGCACUUGGACUGUGAGCUGCUUAUGGAGGACAUAACCGUGGACGAGUCCGCGUUGAGAUACUCUGGCGAGCUCAGAGCUAGGAUGAGGGUCUUUCUGACCGACCUCAAGGCAUUCGACUAG